AUGAUGCUAUGGAAGCACACAUGCGAUGUAUGUCACCGUAGCGUGUGCGACGACUGCGCCCCUCGCAGCACCAAGAGCGCUGGAGCCAAGGGCGAAAUAACAAAUUUGCGGGUGUGCAAGACCUGUGGCACCACAGGCCACCGCCUCGGCAAGGCGGUUAAUGACAACUCCGCUACCGAUGGUACGCAGGGCACAGGCGCUGCUCGCCCCGACCCGAAUAGUGAGACUGAGCGAGAGCUUCGUGUGCGCCUCAUCGAAGAGCGCAACAAGGCACAGCAACUGCGUGGAUGCCCUCAACUUGCGCGCAGCGCAAGCGGCUCCAGAGCCACGGUUGCUGGUGAGAAACCUGCUUCGCCCGCUCCGGCUCCCUCAUCUCCCGCACCAGCCCUGUCAAGGACGUCAGUCUCAUCUCCGGCUGCUCUGUCAUCACCACUGCAAAACUCUGAAAACCCAGAGCAUCCGGCCAGCCCUGCCCUAGAGGCGGCGAUGAGACGCCAGCUGCAGCAACAACAAGCGCGUGGUUGCGCUGCGGCAUCGUCACUGGCGGCCAAGAUGUCUCCAGAGAAGAAGCGGCUCCUUUUCGAGAUUGAGACGCUCCUAGAGAAGCAUCGCGAGGAUCCGCCGUUUGGCUUGCGAGCGUCGGAUGAAACGAAGCUGCGAGGAUACCUUCAGUUCCUCAAGACGAAGUAUCAUUCGAACUAG
Molecule: messenger RNA, 702 nt
Organism: Leishmania braziliensis MHOM/BR/75/M2904
Lineage: Eukaryota; Euglenozoa; Kinetoplastea; Trypanosomatida; Trypanosomatidae
Exons: 1
Coding region: 1-702 (233 amino acids)
Source: RefSeq, a predicted model, not a curated record